AUGGAUGUAGCAUUGGGGCACAUGACCAAGGAUAGUAAAUAUCCAGUUGCAAAAAUCAUGUACAACCUGCUCGAUAAUUAUGAUAAUGCCGAGAGUAUAUACACUAAACAUGCCCAUGUAAAAAUAAACAUGAUUCGUGAAGCAAGUACGGUGGUGAUUCUUGCUCGUAGUCCAAUGAUCCUCGAUGGUGAUUCCUGGGCUUUAGAUCCAUUCUUGAAUGUUGUAUUUUCUACUGGUGGUAUUAUGAGUAGAGAUGGUCAUUUCACGCCUUUGAUCGGAAACAAUGACUUGAAGCCUGAUGUGAAGUACAGCGCUCGAAUUGGAUCUAAUACGUAUGAUUUCUUAAUAAUUGAAGUCAAGUGUCCAAGCUCUACCAAAGAUGAUUUAUUUUAA
Mucor mucedo is the source of this 393-nucleotide messenger RNA. RefSeq lists its product as uncharacterized. The transcript has 4 exons. The coding region runs from base 1 to 393 and encodes 130 amino acids. The record is from RefSeq and is a predicted model, not a curated record. NCBI's taxonomy places the organism in Eukaryota, Fungi, Mucoromycota, Mucoromycetes, Mucorales, Mucoraceae.